AGGAUUAGAAAAUUUGUCAUGUAGCAUAAUGGGGCGCAAUACGCACCCGGCGCAUCUUAGCAUUCUGAAUUUCUCACAUUCUUCUUCCUCGCCCGCAUUGCGACCACACCGGAGGGGGAAAGCCUCUUUCUCUAUCGGCCACUGGGAGACCUUUCGUAUUCUUAUCUUCAUAUCCACGCAAUUAGGACCCAUCUCUGCUCUCUAAAAAACCGUACUUUCUCCCAUCAAUCGAUAGAAGCUUAUAUUGGAGUAAAAUCCCCGAGUGUCCAAAUAUUACCUGACAGCUGAAUCAGUAGUAUUACGGUUUUGCAGCACCCCGAAAGCUGGAAUCGGGUCUUUAUUGCUAUCAUCGCACGAAUUUCGUCUGUUCUAUUGGUAGUUUCGAAAAGUUAUAUGGACUCUUUGGCUGAUUCAUAAUGCGUGCGGUUGAUAUCGAUUCCCUCUGUUGAAUUUGGAGCAAAAAGGGUUCGACAUUCGAAGAUUUAGUUAGUGGAAAUGAUGUCCGCGGAGAGAUCGUUUGAAGCAUGGGAAGAGGUGCAAAGACAAGGGCAAGAUUUCGCUGAUAGACUGGCACAGGGGUUUACGGGGUUGAUUCAUUCUCAUAUUGCCCCUCCCUCGUUUUCGUGGCCAACCCCACAAACGCCGAAGCUAUUUGAUGUUGAAUUUCCAGCUCAGAGUUUUGUUCCUAAGGAUUUUGGGAUUGCAGUCGAUAAAGCCAGCAUCCAAGGGGUUUCUGCGAUUCUUGAUAUAGGGAAUAAGAUAGGGCAGGCUGGAGCUGACUUUGGAGCUUGUUUGGAUGGUAUGGUUCAGCAGUUCGCCAGAUGGUUUCCAGUUCCCUUUAAGCAUGAAGAGAUAUCUAGGGUAUCUCUGCAGGCAGACACAAAUAGACAAAGAAUUGAUAUGUGUGUUAACCCCCAGGAGGAUUUGGGGUUGGUGACACAACGGCUUAGAGAUUUUGGGCGUAUGGAAAAUGGUGAUGCUCAAGAUGGAUCCACUGAAGAAGACAAUUUCGGUGCUAAUCUGAAGAAAUUGAAGCACUUUGGUAAAUCUCAGGGUACAUUUAAUUUUACAUCGACAUACAACAACAUUACACAAAAAUUCGAGAGUUCUCUAACUGCAAAGGGAGAUCUAUGGAGAGUUGAAGCAUCACAAGGCCGGUCCACAUCUGGAAAUGAGAGCUCCUCUUUAUUCCUACUCCAGCUUGGACCAGUUCUAUUUGUUCGUGACUCAACACUUCUUCUACCUGUCCACUUGUCAAAACAACAUUUGCUUUGGUAUGGCUAUGACAGAAAGCAUGGAAUGCACUCUCUUUGUCCAGCUGUAUGGUCAAAGCAGCGGAAGUGGCUGUGUAUGUCGAUGAUUUGUCUCAGCCCUCUUUCUUGUUCAUUUAUGGACUUGCAGUUUCCAAACGGUCAGUUCACUUACAUAUCUGGGGAGGGCAUAUCUACCAGUGCUUUUGUUCCUCUGUGUGGAGGCUUACUUCAAGUUCAGGGUCAAUGUCCAGGUGACAUCAAGCUCAGUUACUCUUGCAAGAACAAAUGGGGAACAUGCAUUGCACCCACACUGCAGUGGCCUGACAAAUCAUUUACCCUGGGAUUUUCCCAGCCAUUGGCUUGGAAGAGAUCUGGUCUCAUGUAUAGGCCAAAUAUUCAGCUGAGCUUAUGCCCCACGUAUGGUGGAAGCAACCCUGGAGUUCAAGCAGAGCUUACUCAUUCUCUUGGGAAUGAGUUGAAUCUCAUCUGUGGAUGUGCGCUUGCAAGACAUUCUUCUGCUUUUGCAUCGUUAUCUCUUGGCCGAUCCAAGUGGAAUGGAAAUGUUGGGAGCUUAGGUGCGGUUUUGAAGAUUGAAACUCCUAUUGGCCGUGCUGGCAACCCUUCCUUGUCCUUGCAAUUUAAUAGCGGGUUUGAGCUGUGACUAGUAUUUAAAAAAAACAUGGGCGUUUGAUGAUUGUAAUCUGUGUACAUUUAACUGUUGAGGAAUGCUAGGGUACUCUUCUAUGCACUCUUAAUGGGAAAGAGGUGCUUAAUAGAGAGUACAAUAGAGAGAAGCUAUCAUUCCUCAAAACUUUUUACCUUCCCAUCCCCCCCCCCCCCCCCCCCCCCCUUUGGAAGUGAAAUGUUAAUAGCUAAUAGCUUGAUGUCAUAGCACAAAACUUACAUUGUGAAUAAUAAAUUAAUAUUAAACGCAGUAUUA
This is a messenger RNA of Cuscuta epithymum, 2193 nucleotides long. Lineage: Eukaryota; Viridiplantae; Streptophyta; Magnoliopsida; Solanales; Convolvulaceae. The record is from the annotation of a GenBank genome assembly.